AUGGAACAAAAACAAUAUGUUGAUACAAUCAUCAAGGUUGAAACAGCCCUGCCCAAAACUAACAAGGACAAACAGAGCCAACAUCGCAUCGAGCAAGCAGAAGAUGAUGAACUUGACUACUCAAAACAAGCCCAAUGGCUUCGAACCAUGGUCCUAGAGACCAACGACGGACUUAUUUCUACUGCAUCACUCAUGAUAGGUGUGGGUGUGAUCAAUAAACAUCAUGUAAAGGACGUAAUCAUCCUUUGCGGAUUAGCAGGUAUCCUUGUUGGGGCUUUUAUCACAGCUGUGGGUGAGUUUUUCUCUGUUAUUAGCCCAAGGAUGGAGAUUCAGAAAGGGUUAGUGCAUCCUCUACAUGUUGCAAUAUCCUUAGCCCUUGCCUUUUCGAUUGGCGGCAUGAUACCGCUAAUUGUGGUAGGUUUGUUUAUCAAGGGUUAUAUUGUUAGGCUUGGAGCUGUUCCAGGGGCAUUGAGUGUGGGAUUGGCGGUGUUCGGGUGGUUAGGGGCAUUUUUGGGUGGUGCGUCUUGGUUUAGAGCUGGUCUCAGGGUUUUAUUGUUUUCUUGGGUGGCCAUGACUAUUACACUUGGUUUAGUUGUUCCUCAAUGGUAA
Molecule: messenger RNA, 609 nt
Organism: Spinacia oleracea (spinach)
Lineage: Eukaryota; Viridiplantae; Streptophyta; Magnoliopsida; Caryophyllales; Amaranthaceae
Product: vacuolar iron transporter homolog 1-like
Exons: 1
Coding region: 1-609 (202 amino acids)
Biological process (GO): intracellular manganese ion homeostasis
Molecular function (GO): manganese ion transmembrane transporter activity
Source: RefSeq, a predicted model, not a curated record